Drosophila albomicans is the source of this 1607-nucleotide messenger RNA. RefSeq lists its product as uncharacterized. The transcript has 4 exons. The record is from RefSeq and is a predicted model, not a curated record. Gene Ontology annotation, molecular function: hormone activity. Gene Ontology annotation, cellular component: extracellular region. Lineage: Eukaryota; Metazoa; Arthropoda; Insecta; Diptera; Drosophilidae. Bases 521 to 1510 code for a protein of 329 amino acids.
UCGUCAGCCUGUUGCGUUCGGAGACAGACAACAAGCCAGCAGAACAGCUCAGCCCAAGUUGCUUCAACUCAGCGUCUUGGUCUAUAAUCAGUCACAAAACCCUAAAUUCAAAGUGCUUUUGAGAAUAUCUUUUAUGAGAAUGGAGAACACAUUCAGUGCGUAAUCAUUUACUCUUAGCGCCACAAAUAAAAUAUUCGAAUAUUCAAAUUUUUCGAUCUAAUUUCGUUUGAUUGCCGUCGUCGCGCGUGAACUCAUAAAAAAUUUGGCCAAUUUAACGGGCCAAAAAAACGAAAUCUUGAAAACCAUAAAUAUUUCCCCAGUGUAAAGAUCAAAAGGAAUUUUCUCGGUAAUUACCUAUUGAUAACGUGAUACGGUUUUAUGUGCGAAAUUGUUUCAAAAGUCUAAGUAAACAAACGUGACUUAAGUACGAGCAUUUAUUUGCAUUUGCUUCCAUUUCACGCCAAAUUAGACGUCAGAUUUAUAUUUUGUGGAUUUGUUGAUUUCUGAAAGAAUUAACUGAAUGAUGAAAGCCACAGCGUGGUUUUGCCCGGUGUUAUUGACUUUACUCAGUGCCACGAGGCUCGUUUGUACGGCACAAAGGGGCGCUGCCAUCGGAGCAGGCGGAGGCUCACUUGCUGGGGCAGAAGCUGCCGGCGCAGGCUAUGGCAACGGAUAUCCUCUGGACUAUCUGGAUGCACAGUCCAUACAGGAUGAGUUCUCUUUGGUGAAGCGGAACAAGCCAUCAUUGUCCAUUGUCAAUCCGUUGGAUGUGCUGCGCCAGCGGCUGCUGCUCGAAAUGGCGCGCAGGCAGAUGCAGCAGAACAGCAGACAGGUCGAAUUGAAUCGCGCCAUACUAAAGAACGUGGGUAAACGUGUGUUCCUCGAGCCAACGACAUGGGUCACCAGACGCUACCAGCAACAGCAACAACAACAGCAACUGGAGGAAGAACGGCAAAGGGAGCAGUUGCGUCGAGAGCAGCUGCUGCAGCAGCAUUUCCCCAGUCAACUGUGGAACAUUGGCUGGCCGCAGUCCAACGGACCGGCGUCGUCUUCAUCAGCAUCGUCACGGUUUUUCGAUUUUCUGCAACGGCCAGAAGCCCAAGUAAAACAGCAGCAGCCAGCGGCAGCAGCACCACAGCAGCUGCUUGACGAUGUCAACAAAUCCCUUAACGCUGGCGCCCUUGGGCUUGGCAACGGUAAGGGUAACGGAGAGGAGGGCGUGGCCAAACAUCAGCAGCCAGACGGAAAUGAAAUUGCAAAUGAAACAAAUCAUGAAAACGGCAGUCGCAAGGCAUUGCCGCUCGGCAAAAGCGCAACAGGCGAUGUGGACAAUGGGGAUGCCGAGGAUGUCGAACAGGAGCAAGACGAUAUGUUGGAUGAGCUUAAGUUCAACUGGGUCAGCGAGCAGCCCGAAGAUCUGGACAUCCCCAUUGAGGCAAGCAAUGCAAAUGCUCGACUACCGUGGCGUCUAAUCUAUCGCAUGCACAAAAAUCCACACUACGCUAAUUAAGAAACAACAGCAGCAGAUGUCGGAGUAGAAGCGAAUUCAGAUGCAGAUACUGAUACAGAUACAAAAACAGAAACAGAUACAGAUACAGAUACGCACA